Phlebotomus papatasi is the source of this 3159-nucleotide messenger RNA. RefSeq lists its product as uncharacterized. The coding region runs from base 192 to 2978 and encodes 928 amino acids. The record is from RefSeq and is a predicted model, not a curated record. Lineage: Eukaryota; Metazoa; Arthropoda; Insecta; Diptera; Psychodidae. The transcript is spliced from 6 exons. Gene Ontology annotation, molecular function: protein binding; DNA binding.
AACGCGUUCAACAUGGCGGCAUAUUUUGAGGAGUUGUCAAAGUGAAUUUUUGGCGAACAAUUUUCUCUGUGGCUUUUUGCAGUGGAAAAGUGGAAAAAAGUGCAUGGUUCGGCAUCUGAACAGACGCCUAACCUCGAUUGCGUGAAGACACGGAAGACCGAAAACAAAAGCGGGGCACUUUUAGAGCUGACAUGGAGGUUCCGGGUGUGGCGGAGUCACUCCAAGGGGUGGCCAUUAAGCGGGAGGAGCCCGAAGAGGGCAUGGCGGAGAUCAAGAAAGAGGUUCUGGAUGAGCCGGAAAGUGGCGUCAAUGCCAAGUAUCCGGGAAGUGAGCAGGGCGUGAAGCGGAAGAAUGUGGCGGAUUCUGUGAGUAUCAGUGAUGACGAUGAUGAGGAAUUUGCGGGUUUUGAGGACAAUGGAGGCUCAGCAGUGGGUAUGCGAAUGGCAUCUGGGAGUCGAAGCAAAAGAUUCAGAAAUUCAGCUCCAAACAAUGCUCUCAGUCCCACCAUGGUCAUCAAGCAGGAACUCCCGGACGACGAUGAAAUGGCCCAAAUGUCCACGCCGAAUGUCAAGAAAGUCACCCCACAGCGUCCGGGUGUGGUGAAAUUGGAUGAUCCAAUCUUCCGGAAACCCUUUGAGUACGGCUGGAAGCGAGAAUUGGUGUACAGAGCCGUGGCGGGGAUUAGUAAGGAGAAGGGGGAAGUGUACUAUUUCACUCCAACUUCAAAGAAACUUCGCACCCGGACGGAGAUUCAGCAGAAUCUCACGCAUGAUCUCACCCUGGAUAACUUUACGUUUGUAAAGGAACCCCUUGGCCUUGGUCCAGAAUUCGAGAUCAUCCGCAAUGCCAAGUCCAAUGCAGCCACAAUGAAGAGAGCCUCAAUGGCAUCUGUGGACACUCCGUCGCGAGAGAGUCCACUGGGCAAGCGAAUUCCCAAGCCGAAGGGACCCAAGGGAGGCUCCCCACCACCAGCCUCCAUUCGCAUCCUCAACCGCAGUCGCUCCUCAGUCAGCUCCCCACGCUCCAAGGACAAAGAGGACAUCAAGGUGCAGACAGCAAAAUCUCCACCAAAAGUCGCCACUGGAGCACCGGCUGCAGCAUCGAAAGCCAAAGGGGAGCCCUGCACGAUCCAGUGCGUGCUCGCCAUGGGGACCAUUCCACAGCUGCAGUGCAGGAAAUGCCUCUGUCUCUACCAUCACGAGUGCGUGGGCGUCGAGAGGGGCGCCACGGUGGACGCCAGGUACAUUUGCCAGGGAUGUCUGGAGGAGGAACAGGCUGAAAAGCAACCGAUACAGGUGAGUCCACUGAAAACUCCGGCAGCGAAGGGCAGCAAAACCCCAUCGACAUCAAAGACAAGAACUCAAGCCAAGAGUGCAUCGACUGACGAAGCUCCACCGCAAACAAUUGCCACGAUUGCCGGAAGAAAGUACAUUGUAGUGCCACGAACAAAUGUCCUAGGUGCUCCGGGGGGCCCUGCAGAAGCAGCAGCCACUACAAAUGGAGCUGCAAGUGGCAAUGGAACUGAACAAGAGGAUGCUAAGAAGAGAAAAAAUGAUGUAGCAGUUGUUCAGCAAAAUUCUGACAUUCUUCGGGAUACAGCAGGAAUUGCUGGUAAAGUUCCCAAUGACACCGUGAAGAGUACAAUAGCCAUCGGUGGUGGAGGGGGGAAGGUGAAAAAGGGUGGAAAGGGGGCAGCAAAUGUUGUGGUGAAAAAUGCAAAUUUCAACUAUUCCCACUACUUCCGGAACGUUGCUGUCGGCUACAAUGUUCUCCUGGAGACUUUCCAGUACUUGAAAGUCAAGGAACUGCUGAGGGCAUCGUGUGUGUGUCGAGUGUGGCAUCAGGCGGCCAAUCAUUCGAGUCUGUGGCGCACGGUGCGCAUGAAGAAUUCCCAGGUGAAUGACUGGAGUGGCUUUGCUUCUGCCCUCCGUCGACACGGGACAACUGGCCUGGAUUUGCGCAAGAUGCUGGCGCCCAGCAACAGCGAAGAGAUGUGGGCCAAUUUUUCGCGUCAUAUUGGAUCAGUGGAACGCCUGGAGGCCAUUGAUCUCUGUCGAUGCCCGUCGGCUGUGGUGGAGAGUCUCUUCCGGACCAACGGCAAUCUGCGUGUCCUCAAUGCUGUCACCAUCAAGGAUGAUGUGGUGAGUUUGGCGGGGGUGGAAAAUCUCACGAGAUUGGAGGAAUUGAGGUUGAAGCCAGAGAAUUGGGUGGAGAUUGUGAAGGAUCUCAGUCCAAUGAGGGGACUGCAGUGCUUGAGGCAUUUGGCUUUGACGUUUGUCAAGCAGCUGGGUGGGGCAAGGGUGGAGAUUCUGGGGGAAUUGGAACAGCUGGAGAGUCUAGAGAUUGGUGAGUGCAAUGAUAUCUCUGAGAUUCUGGCCAGGGAUGUUUUGCCGCGUCUGGGCAAGUUGCAGCGCCUUCGCCUGGAGAAGGGUGAGGUGAAUUGCAAUACAUCGGCCAUUUUGGCAGCUGUGGCGCCCAAGGAGAGUUUGCAGCAGCUGGAACUGGUGAAUUUUGACAUAAAACCGAAAUUCAAUGAGGAAAUUGCCCUCUGUGUCCAUGUGAAGAAGCUCUUGAUUAUUCCCACGUACAUCAGCCAAUCGGCUACCACGAAUAACAUGAUCCUCAGCGGGAUGCUGCGUCUGUCCCAGAGUCUGAGGUCAUUCACGUGGGUGGUGACCCUGGAGCUGCUGAGAGUGACUGAACUGUAUGUGGUUCAGUGUGAUGCCAGUAGCAAGGAGAAACGUGUUCCGGACGAGAGUAUUCCCAUCCUAAAGCCAGUUCCGGGCAUUGUGGAGGAUGGCAUGGUGACGAGUGGUGGGACUCAGUGUCCGGAUGCCCAACAAGUGGAAAUUGUUCCGCUCAGCAAGGUCGAGAGCAUUCUGCACAGCUAUUUGCCAGAAACAUUCAUCAAAAUUGUCAAGGCACAAUUUCACACGACAUGGCGUCUCAAUCUUGUGGAAGCCGCAACAACACUAUGAGGAUGCUAAAGGAACAGGAUGUACGGUAGGAUACAACACCCUUGAAAUGCAAACAAAAAAAAAUUAAUUGUAGAUUUUAAAAAAAAUGUGGACUCACAUCUUAUUUUGACUUAUAUCUUUGAGAAAAAGAAAAUGUGUUAAAAUGUUUCUCCCAGAAAAUAUCACUUCUUCACAAAUUCAA